GGGGCGGAGUUGGACGUGCAGUUCCGUCCUGGACCUCCAGCCUGAUUUGUUGUAAACUGGACCGCUCUGCACAGUGGUGGGGUAAAGAGUAAAUAAGGUCACAAAGGCAGCAGAAUAACUGGCAGAAGACAGCUUUCCUUUGACCAUCAUCUCAGGGACAACAGCCACAGUGGGAAGGAGUGGGGUGAUAUCAGCUCCCCUUUUUUCCUGAUUAAAGCUCUGCUGUCUCUUGGACAGGAAAACACCACUUAUGUCAGCAGAGAAGAUGGAAACAGCUGCCGCUGUGUCCAAUGGAGCAGGGCCUGUAUAUGAGGAGAAAGAAGACCCCCUCAGUCCUGAGGAUCUGUCUGAGGUGCUGGCAGCAGGGACCAAGGAGGUUCAUGAAAAGGCUGAGAACACCCAGUUUGUGAAAGAUUUCCUCAGGGGACGCAUUCGCAAAGAGCUCUUCAAGCUUGGUGCCGUUGCGCUCUACUAUACUUACACAGCCAUGGAGGAGGAGAUCGAAAGGAACAAGGACCACCCCCACUUCGCCCCUUUAUACUUUCCCACUGAGCUGCACCGCCACGAGGCCCUGGCUCGUGAUCUUGAGUACUUUUACGGCCCUGACUGGCAGAGCCAGAUCAGCUGCUCCCAGGCCACCCAACGCUAUGUGGACCGUAUUCAUGAAGUAGGGCAGGAGGACCCGGUGCUGCUGGUGGCCCACGCAUACACGCGCUACAUGGGGGACCUCUCCGGGGGCCAGGUGCUGAAGAAGGUGGCGCAAAGAGCCAUGAAGCUGCCGCCCACAGGGGAAGGCCUGGAAUUCUAUCAGUUUGAUGGCAUCCACAGCGCCAAAGCAUUCAAGCAGCUGUACCGCAGUCGCAUGAACGAGCUAGAACUGGACAUGGGAACAAAGAAGAGGCUGGUAGAAGAGGCUGUCAAGGCCUUCCAGUUCAACAUGGAGGUGUUUGAGGAGUUGGAAGAAAUCGGUAAAACCAUCCCAGAAGAUGUUUUAGAUGCUGGCAUGCCCGUCCAUGGAGCAAUGGGUGGAGACAUCAGCAAGUGUCCCUAUUAUGCUGCUAAAAUGGCUGCAUCGGGUGGAACAGCAUACGCCUGCCAGCUCGCCAUGGCCGUACUCCGACACCCAACGGGACAGGUCCUGUUUGCCACUUGGUUCGCUGCUCUGGCUGGACUGGCUGCGUGGUACCUGAUGUGAUCCAGCCAUCACCCUGUCACUCUGCUGCUGUAAGAGAGAGGGAGGAGGAGCUCAGAAGCAAGGACCGUAAGGAGACUAGAAAACUCCUGCGAGCUGUAGACCAUUUUAUAGUUUCAUACAGACAUUCUGAACGGGUCCAGGUUUAUUUAAUGUGACAUGUUUGUAGUAAACUCGGUUAUGUUUCUUAGCAAUGGAAUUCCAAUGAAAUGAUGUGUAGGACCAUUAGGACGUCAUUUCCAUCCAUCCAUCUAUCCAUCCAGCAACACCACGUAUAAUUCAUCCUCCUGUCUUUAUUUCACUACCUCUUCAGCACUUCCUUCCAUCCUUUGUCCAUCGAGUUGGUGUGGUCAUGUCUCAAAACCUUCUGAGGCUGUUUUCUGACAGUGUUAAAAGCUAAUUUGUUGUAAAAUUAAAUUUCUAAUUUUAAAUGAAGGAGCCAAAUUGACAAAGCAUGGCCACUUUUAAAUGCUGCCCAUGUUUAUUGGUUAUACAGUGAUAAAAUGAGUUCACGGUGAGCUUAGAAAGAAACACACUAUGCAUUAUGUUAUGCAGUAUGUAUAACAGCGCAGUAUGUUUUUGCUGUGUUGAUUUUGAAUCAGGCCUGUGUGUUUUUCAUCAAAGAGACAGGAAGUAAUGUACAAGUUAAUAAUACAACAGUAUCUUUUCACUUCUAUACAUCGACUCAAGCUCCAAAGAUAAAUUAAAAACACAGUGAACUGCAAUUAUGUUCUUUUUUAAAAUCCACGAUCAUAUUUCAUGAUUCAAACAUGGCCUCAAAUGUGCACUGUGAGACAGGUGAUAGGAAACAGAUGCUUUUUUUUUAACUAUAGCACACCUACACUUUGUCAAGUGUAUGAUUAAUUAAAAUCUUCAGAUACUAGUGAAUAUACCGGAUGUUUGAGUCUAUUGAUGCAUGUUCAAAUGUACUAUUUCUGUCUCAGAAUUAUGCGAUACAACAUCUUGUAUUUCUAAAAAAAAACUGCCUGUUGUCGAUUUAAAGACGAAUGACUGAUUGAUUAUGUUUUACCUGCCACAGGAGCCUAUAAUAGACAGUUGAUGUGUCAUGAUUGCAGCUGUUGUAACAGGAUAUUGUCCUUUUAUAAUGUGUCUGAGCGUUGUGGUUUAUUACAAACUACUUCAGGUUAGGUACUUACAGGCAGGUCCUUCAGCAGCUCAGCAUUUGUUAAGGACAUACCAUCAUCACUAUAACUGUAAUCACUGUUCAUAUUUCAUUCAUACUGUAUGUUGGGAACCACUUUCCCAGUCGUGCACAGCUUUUUUCAACACAUACAAGGAGGAAUAUAUUAUGCUGUAUGUGUACUGUAUGCAGUUUUAUUGCACUGUUUUGCUAUUGAAGUUAAAUAUUUAUCCUGAUACAGUAAUGACAGUUUAUUAACUCUGCUUUCUUUCCAAGAAGUGUAUUUUUUCCCUUUGCUUGGGUCUGUUUUCUUCACAUAGUACCAAAGGAAACCUGCUGAAAACAUUGUAACCAGGUUCCUGUGCUGUGUGUAUUCGCACAUCACACAUAAAUGGGUGUACAGUAGGAAAGAUUUGAUCAGACGUGUGAUGACUAUGUGGUGCGUUUUGCAUUCGAGAGUCUCAGGUUCAGGCAGUCAGAAGGCAAUACAACAGGGACUGCCCUAAUAUACUCCUGUAGUUCAACGUCCGUGUUUUAAAAAUUUUUUUUUUUUUUCUUAAGCCAGUGUGACGUGUCAAACUGUUACAGUAUUUUUGGAAAUACUGAUGGGACACUUACUUGAAUCUCAGGAGUGCAGGUAGAUAGUUCAGGUCAUUGGAUUAAACCUUAAAGUUUUAAGUGGGACGCUUGACUAAUUCAUGCUGAUUUUAAAUUGUUUUCAUUAACUAAGCUCCUUAUCCCUUUGUGUAUCUAACUGAACAAAGCUUUAUAGUAUUGACUAGAAUACUCUCAUUGUGUGAGAGUGAAACCACAGGAGUAUGUUGUGCUGUCUAAUUAAAUAAACUGUUUUUCUGCUCAUGCUGAUAA
Epinephelus lanceolatus (giant grouper) is the source of this 3200-nucleotide messenger RNA. It is a transcript of the gene hmox2b, whose product is annotated as heme oxygenase 2b. The record is from RefSeq and is a predicted model, not a curated record. Gene Ontology annotation, biological process: heme catabolic process; heme oxidation; response to oxidative stress. NCBI's taxonomy places the organism in Eukaryota, Metazoa, Chordata, Actinopteri, Perciformes, Serranidae. Gene Ontology annotation, molecular function: heme oxygenase (decyclizing) activity; heme binding.